Molecule: messenger RNA, 630 nt
Organism: Emys orbicularis (European pond turtle)
Lineage: Eukaryota; Metazoa; Chordata; Testudines; Emydidae
Gene: GPX8
Product: glutathione peroxidase 8 (putative)
Exons: 3
Coding region: 1-630 (209 amino acids)
Biological process (GO): response to oxidative stress
Molecular function (GO): glutathione peroxidase activity
Source: RefSeq, a predicted model, not a curated record
AUGGAGCCUCUCACAACUUAUCCUUUAAAAUGUUCAGUGCCCAAAGCAAGGGUAUUUGUUGUUUUCCUGUCGAUGGUUUUGUGUACAGCAAUGCUCUGUCUGUUGCAGCUCAAAUUCUUAAAACCUAAAAUCAAAGAUUUUUAUUCUUUUGAAGUGAAGGAUUCCAGAGGGAGGACCGUUUCUCUGGAGAAGUACAGAGGCAAAGCGUCUUUGGUUGUAAACGUGGCCAGUUACUGCCAGCACACAGACAAAAAUUACAUCGCGCUGCAGGAAUUACACAGAGAGUUUGGUCCAUCCCACUUCACUGUGCUGGCCUUUCCGUGCAAUCAAUUUGGAGAAUUGGAGCCUAGCUCAAGCCAGGAAAUAGAAUCUUUUGCCAAGGGAAACUAUGGAGCAACUUUCCCUAUUUUCCACAAAAUUAAGAUUCUGGGAUCUGAAACAGAACCUGCAUUCAAAUUUCUGAUAGAUUCUUCAAAGAAAGAGCCUAGGUGGAAUUUCUGGAAGUAUCUUGUCAACCCAGAAGGUAAAGUUGUGAAAUUUUGGAGACCUGAAGAGCCCAUAGAAAACAUCAGGCCAGAAGUAGCAUCUCUGAUCAGGCAGAUCAUCAUGAAAAAGAAAGAAGAUCUCUGA